GUUGCCUGUGACCAAAUUGUAUAAUCUGGGGUGCAAUAUGUCUUUGCCUCGCCGCCCCCACAAAAUUUGCCGGCUUCGCCACCGUCCGCUUCCUCUUAGGCAUCACGGAAGGUUGCGUUAGCCCGGCAUUUGUCACCAUCACGGCCAUUUGGUACCAAAAGAAAGACCAUGCCAGCCGCACGGCAACCUGGUUGAGUAUGAACGGCCUCGCCCAGGUCCUCGGCUGCCUUCUGACGUACGGCAUCGGCGUCAACGACAGCCUGGGCCUCGCGCCCUGGAGGACGCUCUUCCUGGUCUGCGGCGCCUUGACUAUUGCCGUCGGUGUUGUGUUUUACAUCCUGAUGCCGUGCGGGCCGAACAACGCGUGGUUUUUAAACGAGCGCGACAAGGAGGUUCUCAGUGCUCGGAUGGCUCAGGAUAGAGAGGGCGGAGACAAGACGUCGUUUUCGGUGGUGCAGCUUAGAGAGGCCCUGAGGGAUCCCAAGGUGUGGUGUGUGUUUUGGUUUGGGGUGCUAACUACCAUGCAGGCACCAGUACUUACAUUUGCCUCUCUGGUCAUCAACUCCAUCGGCUACGACAGGUACCAGACGAUGCUAUACACGGCCCCGUCGGGCGCUGUGCAAAUCGCGCUACUCUGGACUGGCGUUUUUCUCUGUUGGGUUAUGCCACAAAAGCGCACCUUCGUCGUGCUCAUCAUGAUCGUGCCGCCGCUCGCUGCCACAAUACUCCUUCUGGAGCUCCCGCUCGACGCCGGCUGGGGAGUGAUUGUUGCCUCAUGGUUGGCCUCGUGCAUCUCGGCCGUCGCAUCGCCGCUGCUCAGCUUGGUCUCGUCCAACUUCAAGGGUAACACCAAACGCGCCGUUGUCAACUGCCUGUUUUUCAUGGGCUAUUGCGCCGGCUGCAUCGGUGCGCCGCAGCUGUGGACCGAGAGGCCACGUUAUUUCAAGGGGGUGGUCACCAGCAUCGUAACUUGGUUGCUGCUGGCGGUUGUUGUGCUGCUGUACCGGUUCUUAUGCAUGCGGGAUAAUACGAUACGUGACGGCGAGGUUUCGGGGUCGGCGGGUACGGGAAUAGAGGCAGACAGCGGCCCCGUGACUCUUGACAAACUCGGACAGCACGAGGCAGAUUUGACGGACAAACAGGAUCGUGGAUUCAGGUAUAGCUGGUGAAAGUGUUCAUCAGCAGUUUAUUUUACUUGCAAAGUACCUACCUAGGUUGGUACUCGCCCA
Messenger RNA from Pyricularia oryzae 70-15, 1229 nucleotides. Its product is annotated as allantoate permease. Gene Ontology annotation, biological process: transmembrane transport; tripeptide transport; allantoate transport. NCBI's taxonomy places the organism in Eukaryota, Fungi, Ascomycota, Sordariomycetes, Magnaporthales, Pyriculariaceae. Bases 198 to 1169 code for a protein of 323 amino acids. The record is from RefSeq and is a predicted model, not a curated record. Gene Ontology annotation, cellular component: plasma membrane. The transcript has 3 exons. Gene Ontology annotation, molecular function: dipeptide transmembrane transporter activity; allantoate transmembrane transporter activity.